Messenger RNA from Haliotis rubra (blacklip abalone), 1741 nucleotides. RefSeq names its product indole-3-acetic acid-amido synthetase GH3.3-like. Lineage: Eukaryota; Metazoa; Mollusca; Gastropoda; Lepetellida; Haliotidae. Gene Ontology annotation, cellular component: cytoplasm. The transcript has 5 exons. The record is from RefSeq and is a predicted model, not a curated record. Bases 73 to 1653 code for a protein of 526 amino acids. Gene Ontology annotation, molecular function: acid-amino acid ligase activity.
UUUAAACACGUGACUAUAUGUCCUGGAGUGAGAUGGCCCCCAUCCACAUCAGUAUCAGCUACCUGCAGGUACAUGGCGCACACGGGGAUAAUGGCACUGUUAUACUUAAGGUUCAAUCCAUUCCUUGUCCUGAUUGUCGGGAUUCAUCUUGGAACUCUUGGCCUGUAUCUUACGUUCAGAUCCUCGUCACAGAACGUCCUUGCCCUGCUUAUAGAACGAUUGGUGGGCAUUGUCUUCAUGUUGGCCUCAGUGGUAGCAGCAGACAUAUACAGGUCCAAGCCCGUACACUCCCAUACAUGGAGUUCCAUGCUACAACAAUACGUCAGCUUCAAGAAGCUCCUCAUCCAGCAUUACCACCUCAAGAGAAAGAUUCUAGCUUCUAUGCAGGACGUGAAAACCGCACAGGCUCACCUCCUGAGAGACAUCCUUAAUCAAAGAGCAGAAGUGGCCUAUGGUAAAGAUUUCAAAUUCAGAGACAUUAAUACGGUAGAGGAAUUUCUCGCCAGGCACCCACUAACCACGUACAUACAUUAUGAGUCGUACGUGUCUCGUAUGGUUGAUGGAGAGCGUGAUGUCAUGUUUCCGGGAGCUCCUCAAUACAUCGCCCUUUCUUCGGGAACAACCUCGGGAAAAUGUAAGAGACAUCCAAAGGACCUGAAAUUUUUCGGUAAAAUGGGUUGGAUGUAUCUUGCCUAUCUCAGAACCACACUGUUCCGCUUUCGACACAUGUCAAAGCUGCAAUUAUGGCAUGAUAUCCGCGUUAAACCGUCCAUCACCAAGUCACAUCUGGGUGUUCCUAUGGGAGGCGGAAGUGGGUCAGCCUAUUUUAUAUGUCCCUUCUCUGCGUCACCACCGGAAGUGUAUACCAUGGAAAAGUCGCAGACGGUAUUGUACCUUCAUUCCCUAUUUGGGCUCAAAGAAAAAUACGUGACUCUCUUUAGUUCAAUGUCAACCCCGCUAGCACUCGACUUCUUUAAAACCAUUCAGAAGUACUGGAAACAGUUGUGUGAGGAUAUCGAAUCCGGGACAAUAAACCAAACCGUUGACCUUGUACCUGGCAUGAGGCAAAAACUAGAGACGUCCUUGACUCCAGAUCCAGAAAGAGCCGAUGAACUUCGGAAGAUAUUUCGUAAAGGAACUUCUCACUUCGGUCCACUUGUGUGGCCGAACUUCGCAGCCCUCCACGCUCCUGGAACUGGUGCCUUUUCGUUUGCUACUCAGCUUCUGAAGAAGAACUUUCUGGGAGAGGUGCCAGUGUCAUCCGGCGUCCAUAUCUCGUCUGAGGGUCUGUACGGUCUGAACCUGCACGUGGAGGAUCAGACAAAGACGGAAUACACAAUCCUGCCGUGUCUGAACUUCUAUGAGUUCAUACCUGAAGACUGUAUAGACAAGGAGGAUCCCACGACUCUUCUAGCUCACGAGGUUGAGGUAGGUGGAGAGUAUGAGAUGGUGGUGACGACGUGGAUGGGGCUGUACAGAUACAGGACCGGGGACGUUGUGCGCGUCAGCAGCUUCACUGGGACGACUCCCAACUACACCUUCUCCCAGAGGUACGAUGAUGCACUGUUACAGGGGUUUUAUUGUAACGGGUUUCGUGUACCAAGGGAUGUUUGUCCAUUUGUUCUUGAUCGCCGCCCUCAGCGGUUGCUUUAGAUUAAAUGCCCUAAUGGAGCAGUGUGCGAAAUACUCCUGAUGUUGGAAAACGGAAGUAAAAAUCUUCAAAUCAUCAUCCGAUAAUUAA